Aureobasidium subglaciale EXF-2481 is the source of this 1870-nucleotide messenger RNA. RefSeq lists its product as uncharacterized. The coding region runs from base 245 to 1621 and encodes 458 amino acids. NCBI's taxonomy places the organism in Eukaryota, Fungi, Ascomycota, Dothideomycetes, Dothideales, Saccotheciaceae. The transcript has a single exon. The record is from RefSeq and is a predicted model, not a curated record.
CGGCUCUGUCGAUCUCGAAUCAUUAUGGUUUGAGGGUCAAGGUUUUGUUGACUCGUCAGGUGAGAUAUGUCUUAUCUAGCUUCGGGACAUCGGCGUCCGGGCGAUCAUAUAGCCUCAAGCUCUUCGUACAGCGUCAUUGUUUUCUUGGCUCAAGCGAGCGAUCAUUCCACCGAAAACUUCGUGAAUCUUUGCAUCAACAUCCUCGUCCACGGCAGAGACUUCAAAUGUGUCUCGCACGGUGACCAUGACUGAUGGUAGUGGAAACCAACUAUCCUUCGCAUGGGUCGAAUAUGAUCCUCGAGCAUUGAAAGAACGUCGAGCCGCGGGAGUCUACACACAACAGCGACGAGUCGUGCGAGCUCAUGUCGCGCACACAUCUUCUGGAGCAAGAAAAGCUACCAUCGCAAGGAAAGUGUCCAUCGCGAAAGCCUCAGGAUCAAGAAAAGCAACAAAAGGAUCGGGAAAAGUCGACAAACAGGAUACGGCAGAUAGAGCGGCUUACGACACGAUCUCCCUCCUCUUCUCACGACUCCGCUCCCGCGAUGCCCAUGCCGUCGCCUCCAUGGCGCAAAAAGCCGAUCGCAUCCUGCUCUGGAACGCCUUCACCGGUGGUAACACAUGUUUCGAAGCCGCAUUGUUCGUCGCAGGGACUUUCGCCAACACUUGUGGUGUGACUCGACAUGAACUACACGCUGGAUUCGGUAGUGGUCAAUUAUUCCUCCGUGGCGCGUCUCUAGAGGGCGUUCAGCAAGCUAUCAUCCACAACUCGAAGGACAGUCUGAACUCGAUAUCGAUCGCGUUACUUGCUGGUUGGGAACGCCGUUUCGGGGAUCAACAGUCAUACGAAGUACACCUACAAGCGUGGAAAGCUCUACCACUCGCGCUCGGUUCGCUGGAGGAUGGGAGCAUCGCUGCUUUGGCAGAUGUAGCGUUGACAUGUUUCCAAGAGGCUACGCAAGAGAGAUACAUCGCCGAAGCAACGUCUUCCGCAACAAGGUCCCUCAUCUAUGGCACAGUACUUCCUGAGGGUCUACCUUCUGGCUUCCACGUUGUCCCAGGCGAGGUUCCAGAGGCUCUAAGCUUGCUCAGUAUCGUUGCUCGAUGCGCGACGUUCGAAUAUACUGGCUUGCACUCUGUCCAAACGUACCGGAAACUCGUCAUCGAGACAAUAUCCUGGAGCGCCAGCCAUUCCAUCUCUCCAGAGCCAGUUGAUUCAUAUGAGGAGGCUUGGGACCAGACAGAUCUAAACGCUCUUUACCACAUUCGCUCAGCCUUGAUAUCCGCAAACGGUUUCAUCUUGUUGGCGGCUGUCGAGGCACACAGCCUAGAGUGGCAGUUCAACGUCCAGUUGGGCAUUCAUAUUCAUGCUGAAGCGGCUCGAAACUUGAAGACCCACCAGCUGAUGGGCACGAAAUACCAGGAUAUUGCGAUAUGGGCAAAGAUGACCAUGGAGAGUCACGCGAUCCCGAGCCAGAGCGGUGACGAACACAUGAGUGGUCUGAUGAGAUCCACAGGCAUCAGGACUUGGGAUCAGAUGGAUGCACUGCUCAGGCGACACGUUUACAGAGAAGAGCUGGUAGCUCAAAAGUACAGACGAUUGUUUGAUGCACUUGUAUAUUAGCGACAGAAAUCUAACGACAGACCACGAUUAUAGACGCAUUGCAAGAUUGAAUUGACUUCUCUUUGCUUUCUCCUUCUACAGGCCGCAUGAUCCAAUCUCUUCCACCAUCAAUAAAUAUGUGCGUACCAGGUCAUGUCGGGAAAAUUGUAGUGCUUCAAACUUGUUCCCAGGAAAGGAUAGCCUAGCGGUAGCCGAUUGGACACUUGCAGUGGUCCUAAGGAGUCUGAUGAAGUCGCAUCGUAUCAUUUU